UCAAAUUCAGGAGGUUCGCCUUUCUAAACGCAACGCCUCGAGCGCCGCGGGGCCUGGCACUUACUGCUUUUUGUCCGCCAUGGUCUCAUACAAAAGCGGUGACCAUCGCAAUGUAUGUUCCCUUCCUGUUCAUUUCCAUCAAGUUGGUGGUCAAGUACGGGCUAUCGCGAGGUGAUGGAUGGGUCUUGUUGUUGGUAUUCAGCAUCAUCCGAGUAUUGGGCGGUUGUUUGCUUGUCGCAGCUGAGGAAAUCACGCCAGCAAAUACUUCACUAUACAUCGGCGGUUACGCCCUGGAGGCAUCUGGCCUAUCCCCACUGUUAAUUUGCACGCUAGGUCUCUUGCACUCAGUGUUCCAAACUCCCGAUGGCUUCUCGAGAUAUAACAGACCAUUCCGCCUUCUUCAACUCCUCGGUAUGGUCGCUCUCAUCCUUGUCAUAAUCGGGAUCUCCGACGAGUCAAGCUCCAGUUCCAGCUCAAGCUCGAGUGGGAACACCAUGCGCAGGGCCGGCGUCAUCCUUUUUUGCAUCCUAUAUAUUAUCCUCGUCGGCAUUUGCAUCUUUUUAUGGACCCAAAUUGGCUCUGCCUUGAGAUAUCGCAAGCAGCUUUUGAAGGCUAUUUCCAUCGCACUUCCAUUCCUGGCCAUUCGGACAAUCUACAGCGUCCUGUCCACGUUCUCUUCGAGCUCGUUUGCGAUAACCACUACUGGGACCACCGAAGCCAACACCGGCGACCUGGCAAAAUUCAACAUGUUCACUGGCGAAUGGCAAAUAUACCUCGUAAUGGACAUGCUCAUGGAGUAUGCCAUUGUGAUCAUCUAUGCUGUUGCAGGCCUCGUGCUGCCCCUCAACAAAGAUUACAGCUCUACGGAUUCGUCUCAAGACGAGUAUCCCUCGAGAAGGCCUCAGUUGUCAGCGUCAUGGAGCCGGUGAACGAGAGUCGUUUCCAGUUACCAAACGCUCACAUAGCGCUCGUAAAUAUCAAUACAAUUAACCAUCAUGUAUGAGCAUAACCGCUGCUCCCGAUUGAAUCAACACUAAUACAGCACGCGCUUUUACCAGCCAUAUAUACUGGUACUUAUGUAGAUGAAAGGGCGAUACUUACACAUGUCAUGCAGUUCGAAACCUUUCC
Molecule: messenger RNA, 1128 nt
Organism: Suillus bovinus
Lineage: Eukaryota; Fungi; Basidiomycota; Agaricomycetes; Boletales; Suillaceae
Exons: 6
Coding region: 111-929 (272 amino acids)
Source: RefSeq, a predicted model, not a curated record